AUGUUCGAAGCCAUGAUAAAAGAGAUAUUGUACCUAACCCUGCUCCUCGCAGUGGUGAGCGCCCGACCCCAGGGUCCCUACGGCGGCGAGGGCUACGGAAACAACAACGACAACAACAACAACCCCUACAGCAGCUCCAAUAACCCCUACAACCCCAGCUCCAACAACGACAAUGGCAACUUCGCCACCAACGCCCCCUUCGACUAUGAGCGAGCGACCUACUACCGCACCUGCCACGGCAUCCUAGCCGCCCUCUCCUUCGCCCUCCUCUUCCCCAUCGGCUCCCUCAUCAUGCGCGUCUACCCCUCGCGCCACGCCUGGCUCCUGCACGCCGGCACGCAACUCAUAGCCUACAUGUUCUACAUCCCGGCCGCGGGCCUGGGUCUCUAUCUCGUGUCUACGAUCCGGAUCCCCUCUUCCCGCUCAUCCUCCACCUCCAACACAUCAUACACAUCCAUCCUCUCCCAAGGCGGCAUCGCCGCCGCCCACCCCAUCAUGGGCAUCCUCCUCCUAGCCGCUCUCUUCCUCCAGCCCUUCCUGGGGUGGCUGCACCACCGGCGCUACAAGACCCUCCGCCGCCGGACGGCGUACUCGCACGCGCACCUGUGGCUCGGCCGCGGUGCCGUGACGCUGGGGAUCGUUAACGGCGGGCUCGGGCUCCGCCUCGCGCGCGCGAAUCGGAGGACCGUGGUUGCGUAUUCGGUUAUUGCGGGCGUUAUGUGGACGCUGUGGAUCACGUUCGCCGUGCUGGGGGAGGUGCGGCGGGCAAGAGCCGCGCGGGAGGCGAAGCAGAAUGCCGAACCGGAUUCCGAACUCGGGCUCGGCGAGGGGUCGAUGCGGGCGACUGCUGGAUCGAGCGGGAAUGAAAGUGUCCCCGAUGGCUAUGGCAAUAGUAACGGAAUUGGUACUGGUAAUGGCAGAGCGAGGGACGAAGAGCAGGGCCCAAGUCCGCCGUACGAGCUGGAGCCAGGGCCGCUAUACAGGAACCCGCCGCCGGCGCCGAUGGUGCAGCACCACCAGCAUCCGUACGUACUACAGCAGCAUGGGGACCGCGGGGAUCCAGGAGAUGGGUGGUCCCCACCAGCAGCAGCCUGUGAAUAA
Molecule: messenger RNA, 1101 nt
Organism: Anthostomella pinea
Lineage: Eukaryota; Fungi; Ascomycota; Sordariomycetes; Xylariales; Xylariaceae
Source: the annotation of a GenBank genome assembly